This is a messenger RNA of Liolophura sinensis, 978 nucleotides long. Its product is annotated as prostaglandin E2 receptor EP4 subtype-like. The record is from RefSeq and is a predicted model, not a curated record. The coding region runs from base 1 to 978 and encodes 325 amino acids. Gene Ontology annotation, biological process: inflammatory response; positive regulation of cytosolic calcium ion concentration; adenylate cyclase-activating G protein-coupled receptor signaling pathway. Gene Ontology annotation, cellular component: plasma membrane. Lineage: Eukaryota; Metazoa; Mollusca; Polyplacophora; Chitonida; Chitonidae. The transcript has 3 exons. Gene Ontology annotation, molecular function: G protein-coupled receptor activity.
AUGAUCACUGAAUUUCUGAAUGUCACUGUGGCUAGCGGCCCAGGUGUCGGGAUAGCUUCGCCCAUCGUCAUGACACUUACCGGUGUGCUGGGAAACCUCGUAUCCCUGAUUGUUCUCUACACCAGCAAGAUGGAGAUCCGGAAGACACCUUACUUCUUCUUACUCAUGGGUCAAGCGUGGUCCAAUCUCUUCAGCUACCUACUAACAGCACCGAUUCCUAUCAUAGUCUACGCGAACAAUCUCAAGUGGCUUGGGGGAAGACCCGUGUGUCAGAUGAGCGCGUUCGUUUUGACUGGCUUCGGAAUGGUCAUCCCGCUCUUUGUCGGAUGCCUGUCAUUGGAAAGACUUCUAGCCUUGAGAUUCCCUUAUCUUUAUACCCGAAAAGUUACAGUGACUAAAGCCAAAUGCAUUUUUGCUGUAUGUUGGAUCUUUGUGAUAGCUUUUUCUACUUUACCUUUACUUGGAAUCGGCUGUUACGAAUUGCAAUUUCCUGGAACGUGGUGUUUUUUUAACUUCCACAAUGAAUCCAUCAGUGACUCUGUAUAUGCCUUCAUGUACGCCAUAUUUAACAUCGUCGUCAUCGCUGGUAUUGUACUGUGCAACAUCGCCGUAGUAAUGGCUCUGAUCGGGAUGAAGAAAGAAAAACGCGCUUUGGCUUCGUGUGCUGUCAGCGGCCGACAGAAGAGUUUAUUUCAAGUGCAGAUGGAGACCCAGAUGGUGUGGUUUCUCUGCGCUGUCACUCUGGUGUUUGUCUGCUGUUGGAUGCCACUAAACGCCCAGAUUCUGAUAAACCUGACGACGGGAGCUGUCAACCCUCGGGCCGACCUGCUGUCUAUCCGGCUGGCCAGUGUCAAACAACUUCUCGAUCCCUGGUUGUACAUUCUUUUGCGGAGAUCAGUGCUCGUAAAACUUGUCAGCCCAUUCAAGGCAGUGUUCCAUGGAUUCCGAUCAAAAGGUGUACAAAAGCAACCCAGGUGA